AUGGCUAAUAAUAAAUUAUUACCAAAAUUAUUACAAAAUUUGCUUGAUAUUUUAAAUGAUGAAGAGUAUUAUGAUAUUACUAUUGAAGUUGGAAAUGAUCCUUAUAUAAAAAUAUUUCGUUGCUCAAAUGGGGAAGAUGCGCCCAGACAUGUUCUAACACUACAUGUGGCUAUUGAAAUGAAUAUUAACUUUGUAUAUAUCUGUUAUGAUAAUAGGAAUUUAAAGGAAGCAAACAAACCGGAAACAGGAAAACAACGAUCAAAAAAACAACAUAUAACCAUAGUAAACAACCACUUUAACAUUAUAAAACCAAAACAUGAAUGGAUAAUUCAGGAUAUUAAUAUAUCCGAGAAGUUUUAUAAUUACCAAUUGUCAGUUCUUGAGACACUAAAAACAACCGGACUGACGUGGCACCAUACAUAUGAUAUUUUAGCGCUUUCAAAUAUUAUUAUACUCACACAACAAUGUCCCUAUCAAAAUUUCUUUACUCGUAAAGGGUGGAAAAUAAUAAUUGAUACAAAUCCAUACAAGUUGAAAGAUCCCGGAAUACCACCUUCAAUGUUGGCAUCUUUACACGAUGCUGCACUAAAGCAUUUAUGUGGAAAGGAUAGCUUAAUUUAUCCAGAUCAAACUCCUCUUAGCAGGAUCGAGCAUUUAACGAACUAUUAUGAAGUGCAAAUAGACCGUUCUGUUAAAGCAACGAGACAAAGGCCUGAUUUUUCAUGUACUGUUGACGCUCAUUUACAGGCAGGAGAAACUAUCAAUCAGCAAUUAUAUUCAAAAGGUGGUGAUGCUUUACAAUCAUAUAUUAUGGACUUACGGUUUGAUGACUUAUAUCGAUCAUGGCCUUUCCUUACUUCAAGGCUCGUGAUAGACGAACCCAUUUUACCAUUAAUUGAAUCGAAUUUUAUACAUUUUGCGACUCGGGAGAACGUGUUUCCAAAAUUACAGAAAACUAUACGCGUAGCGUACCUGAUUUUCUUUAGAUUAAAAGAAUAA
Messenger RNA from Rhizophagus irregularis DAOM 181602=DAOM 197198, 999 nucleotides. The record is from RefSeq and is a predicted model, not a curated record. Lineage: Eukaryota; Fungi; Glomeromycota; Glomeromycetes; Glomerales; Glomeraceae.